This is a messenger RNA of Drosophila grimshawi, 3743 nucleotides long. It is a transcript of the gene Myc, whose product is annotated as myc protein. Gene Ontology annotation, biological process: regulation of transcription by RNA polymerase II. The transcript is spliced from 3 exons. The coding region runs from base 1123 to 3516 and encodes 797 amino acids. Gene Ontology annotation, molecular function: RNA polymerase II cis-regulatory region sequence-specific DNA binding; protein dimerization activity; DNA-binding transcription factor activity, RNA polymerase II-specific. NCBI's taxonomy places the organism in Eukaryota, Metazoa, Arthropoda, Insecta, Diptera, Drosophilidae. The record is from RefSeq and is a predicted model, not a curated record.
GCACUCUCAUUUGUGACUUCGGCAAGGCUGAACGUGCGACGCGUAGUUGGCUCUUCGUCUUUGUAGAUUUUGGCUGUUUCCCGCCCAACAAAAAAAAAAUAAAAAUAUUAAAUAAAUAAAUAAGACAUAAUCUGAUACACAACAAAUACCCUAACUAGGCCCUAAUAUAAAAAAAACACAACUAGGUCCUAAUAUUAAAAAAAUAUAACUACAACAAAAGAUUACAAAAACAAAAAUAAUAUAUAAAAAAUUCUUAAUGGACUAACUGAAAUAAAAAAAAGUAUGUAUAUAUAAAUAUAUAUAUAUAUUUUCAAAAGAUUACCAAAAAUACAAGGAAACAAAUUGCAAAUCUUGAAAAUAAUACAAAUUUGUAAAACGGACUAGCGACAACAAAAGUUGAAUUCUAUAUUAUAUUUUCAAAACAUUCGCUAAAGGAUUUGUAAUUAUUUUUUUUUUUUUUACAAAUCGCAAAAAAAAAGUGAAUGUGAAAUUGGAAAGAAGUAUAAGAAAUAAUAACUACAACUAAGAUUACCCCUAUUUAGUACUACAACAACAGCGACAGCAUUAACACGUCUGCAGUCGACAAUCGUAGACCUUGAACGUCUGCCUGUCUUCUCUUUCUGUGUAUGUGUGUGAGUAUGUGCAUGUGCAAGUGUAUGUGUGCAAAAAGAAAAGGAGAGCAGCAGAAGAAGAACAAUAUCGCAAAAGCAAAUGGCAAUAGAUGCCGCUAAUGCAUUUGCAAUUUGCUGAUGCGAGCAACACAACGACGACAACGACGAUAGUUAAUAGAAGCUUUCAAACGCCCAAAAUUACUUGAGAACGCCAUACAAAUAUUUUGGUGUCUUUUCUCUCCUUGUUCGUUGCUGCUAACAGUUGAUCUUUGUACGCUCUGUUAGAAUUUGUAUUUUUUUUUUCGUCGAUGUUUAUUUUUUUUGCUGUUCUGUGACGACGAUAAAAAAUAUAUAUAAAAAAAAUAAAAGAAACGAAGCAGCAAUAAAUUGGAUUAAAAACAGCGCAGUCAAGCCUCAAACUACCUCUUCUGUGCUACCACAGCAGCAGCAACAACAUCAACUAGUAAUCAACACUUUUGAGGAACAAGAAUAAAAAGUAAACUCAAUCAAAAUGACGACUGUUUGCAAUGGUAUAGGAAUCCUGACGAGUUGCGACUACGACUACGAUGUUGCGUAUUGUCAACCGUUUGACGAUAUAGAGUUCACUGAAAUUCUCGACAUAGACGGCCUCCUGGGCGUAUCCAGCAUACAGAACGAUAUUGCUAAAAUAGUAGAUGCGGAUCAGGCGCGUUGGAUAAGCAUUUCCAAUCCCGAUGAUUUGUCCAAUGACAUGGACAUUAAGCCCGAGAUACGCAACGGCGACUGCAUGUGGUCCGCUUUCUCCAACAAUAUGGCCAACCUCAUAAACACAAAUGGGGACAACACCAAUUCGGCUGCAUCCAGCUACAGCGAAAGUAGCGCUGUGCCACCAGCCAUUGUCACUGGCAGCACUUUGUUGAGUAAACGUGAGCCACUCGAUGAGCACGACGAUCACGAUGAGCACGAUGAUGAUGAGCACGACAACAACAGCAGCAGCAGCAACAAUAGCAGUUGCAACAGCAGUAUCAAUAGUAAUAGUAACAGCAGGCAUAACAAGCUAAGCAGCAGCAACAGUUGCCGGUCAACUGUCCGCGGUGCUGCAGCAGCAGCAGCAACAAGAACAGCAACAGCAACAAUUUCAAUACCUGGACGCAACUUGCAACAGCAGCAGCAGCAGCGUUGCGAUAGUAAAAUGCAUAUUGUGGAGCCCUAUAUACCGCCAGGCGGUUCGCUCUUGCGCAAAAGCAACACACAGCAAAGACAACAGCAGCAACAACAGCAGCAGAAUCAGAAUCUGCUACAAAUGCGUUUCAAUGCGGUAAGUGGCAUGUGUGACUUUGAAAUGUCCGAGUUUCGACACAAUGUCGACUUGCGUGCCUGCGUCAUGGGCAGCAACAAUAUAUCGCUGACGAGCUGUGCCGAUGCCAACUAUAUUGAUCAUUUGAGUCGCGAACUGCAGAAUACCAGCAAGGAGCGCAUCGAUCUCCCUUAUCGCGUCGAAAACACUCAGAUCAGCGAUGUCCUCGAAGUGGUCCUCAGCGAUCAACACAAACAACAACAACAACAACAGCAGCAGCAAUUGCAACAACAACAACAAUCUUCAGCAGCUGUUUCCCGACUGGCGGCCAGUGUUGAUGUAUCGGCUGCUGUGGCCAGUUUGUCACCGCCAGCAACGACGGCGACCAGUUCCGAUUGUGAUUCGGAUGAUGGCGAGUGCUCGCUGGGCGAUUCAACGACGGCGUCUCUCCUCGAUGGCAACAACAGCGGCGGCGGUCUCUACAUGCGUCACAUCAGCGAUCACAGCUAUACGCGCUGCAACGAAAUGGAAACCAAUCUGGAGACGCCCUCCGAUUCCGAUGAGGAAAUCGAUGUUGUCUCACUCAAUGACAAGAAGCUACCCACAAAUCCAUCGGAUCGUGAUCGUCGCGUUCUGCAAACGAAGGUCGCCAACAAAAUCUCGAACGGUGCACGCGACCCACAGAAAUCGAGAAUCGCCAAAUACGAUUUACCCUAUACGCCGGCCAGCAACAGUCCCGUUAAAUCCGUUGUCAAUUCGCGCUACCCGUCGCCGUCCAGCACGCCCUAUCAGCGCUCUGAUGUCGCCGUCGCAGCUUCCGCUUCCUACUCACCGGACAGCCUAUCGCAGAACAGCAGCAGCAGCAGCAGUUGCAGUAGUAGCGAGUGCAAUUCACCAGCAGCAAUGAUGGCCGUCGAUGGCAUGGGCAAGAGCCGCAAGCGCUAUUACAUGAACGAUUGUGCAGCGACUUCGUUGUGGUCAUCGGGUCGUGUCUAUUCCUCCACCAAGGGCAUCAAGUCAUCGUCGUCGUCGUACAGCUUGGCGGCGGCCAAGAAGAGUCGCGUAAAGAAGGUGAACUCGGCUUAUCCGCUGAGCAGCGGCGAACUGAUGGAAGAUAUCUAUUUGAAGCCACGAAUUCCCGUUGGCAACAACUGCAGCAGCAGCAAUAGCAGCAGCAGUGGCAACAGCAACAGCGGCGCUAUCAGCAGCAGCACUAUUAGCAACGGCAGCAGCAACAGCACCAGUAACAUUGGCAGCAGCAGCAGUAGCAACAACUAUAACAACGGCAGCAGCAGCAGCAGCAGCAGCGCAUUAAAUCGUCAGCUUAGUCUGGAUGAGGUGGAUACGAUUGAGAAGCGUAAUCUGCAUAACGAUAUGGAGCGUCAGCGUCGCAUCGGACUCAAGAAUCUGUUCGAGGCACUGAAGAAGCAGAUACCGAAUAUACGGGACAAGGAGCGUGCCCCCAAGGUCAAUAUAUUGCGUGAGGCGGCCAAAUUGUGCGAGCAUCUAACCAGCGAGGAUCACAGCCUCAUGCUCAAGCGUCAACAGUUGAAGGCCAAGCUCAAGCAGCAGCAGGAGCGGCUGGCGCGUCUGCGUCAGAGCACGAAUGCUGCCAACGCCAUCGAAUGAUGAUAGCAUCCGUAAGUGGGUAAGCCGGUGGGGGGACAGGGGGGCCAAGACACAAAGGAAAUAAAUAAGAGAGAGGGAGGGAGAGAGGGGGAGAGAGGAGAGUGUGUGUGUGCAGCUUUUGGAUAAAACACGCUUGCAAGUCUCGAGCAAAAUCGAUUCGAUUCGAUUCGAUUUGACAAAAGCAAAAGCAAAAGAAAAUGAAAAGGAAAACAAAAACAAAAACAAAA